GACCACCGCUCCGGCGACGACUACGAUCCCCAUGAACAGAGCAGGUUCCACCACUGGUCGUACCACACAGACGACGGUGUCCACCCCUACGCCGCGGAGUCCUUGUCCACCGCCGCGCACCACGCGAGUGCUCUUACUAUCAGCGCAGGGCUCGGAGGAGGAAGGGGAGCCAGGAGGGAUCUCAGCAUGAGCGGGGCAGAGUACGACCCAGAGCGGCCGCUACAGGGCAUCAUGGCUGGCAUAGCUGGUCGCUUCAACGGCUUCGAUGCCAACUCGACCAAGUCAAGACAAAUCACAGCAAGCGUCGUCGACUUUGAUCCCCUCAUCGUCGACGACACCGCCGAACUCGACCGCGUCCUCCAGUCCGGGCAUGCGCCACCGGGCACGAUCCGCUCCGCCCGCUCCCUCUCGUCGUCAUCCAGCUCGGACCUCACCGAGCCCAUCUCCCCUCAGCCUCAGCAGGAGUCUCGUCCGCGCCUCGCAGACGCCCUCAGCCACCUCACCUUCUCGCCAAAACGACCACGAAGCGCACAAGGCUUCGCGUCGCCCCGUGCCUCCAACGUCAUCAUCCGGAGCUCGACUCCUGACCGCUCUGCCAUCGCUCGCCACCUCCCUGCCUCUACUCCGCGUCCACAGCGCCGUGUAAACCAGUCCCUGUCCUACGCCCAGAACAGCGUCAGCAUCUCGCAGGGACAUGCUGAGCCCGAAGUGCAGAUCACGCCUGCCACGCCCUCCCUCCGUCAAUCCCAUCGCGAGCAGCAACAGCAGCAACAACAACAGGACAAGGAGAAGGAUGAGUCGUCCAAGUUCACCGCCAUGGCACGCGGCCUCGCGCGGGAGAUUGAGGAGGAGGCUGACGCGGCCAUGAAGCGCAACGCCCGCCAAGCCCCUACCGCAGAAGCGACCCCCCGGGCGGCCUAUCGCCACAGCACGAUCCCGAUGCGGAAGCACCAGCACCACCGGAGCCCGCUGAAGGAGAUGGUAAACGAAAGGCCUGAGAGAACAUCGUACACCGUCACCCCGUUCAAGAAGAGCGUGCAGCUCCCGGACGUGACGGGUCUCACGUCGGCCAUCGCGUCUCCGACGAAGGUGGACGUGGAGUUCUACGGGUACGACCCAAAGGAUACCACGGAGGCUGAAGCUCGUCUCAUAGCUACCCUAACCGUCGUCCAGAACAAGCUCACUCAUCUCGAGGCGGAAAAUAGCGUCUCGCGACGGCGCGUACGCGAACUGGAACUCGAGCUCGAGGCGUGCAAGCAGGAGGUCGCUCGUGAGCGGACGCGCAUCCUCGAGCAUGAACAGAGCGUGAUGAGGGACGACGAAGCGCCAGCGGGGAGGAAGCGCGUUCAGCGGGAGCGGCCACAACAGCAGCAGCAACAACAACAGCAGAAGAAGGCUGGAGAGGAUCAGGCGGAGCUCGCAGCUGCAGAAGCAAGAUACCGAGCCGCUGUAGACGAGAAGAAAGCCCUGGAGGCACUGAUAGGCACCCUCCGCACGCAUCUUACCCGGCUCACCGCCGAGCUGUCCGAGCACAAGCAGCUCCUGCUCGAGCUCCGCGCCCUCCGUGACUCAGACGCGCGCGCCCUGGCGGAGAAGAGCAGGGAGGUGGACAAGCUCAGGCAGGAGGUCGAGCGGCUCGCGGGCGAAGUCGAGGUCCUUCGGGGGGUCGUCGAGGAGGGCCUCAAGGAGCGGCGGAGCUUCCGCGAGCAGUCUGUCAGCCACGAACAGGGGUCCGCGACGGAGUCCGCGGGGCAGAACAGUGAGGAAGAGAGCGGCGACGAGGAGGAUGCUCGCGAGCCUCAGCAGCAGCAGCAGCAGCAGCAACAACGAGCAAGGCCGCCGUCGGUACACUCGGAGGAUAGUGAAGACGAGGCCACCGAAGAGGAUUCUAUCAGCCGUCGUUCUCCCACCCCUUCUCCGCGACGGAGGUUGAGCACAGGUGCGGCGGACAAAACUAUGCGAACCGACAUUGCCACCGUCGCGUCCUCCCAGACACACAAUCUCUCCGUGAACCCGAACGCGUCCAAGCCAUUCCUGGACGAGGAAGAGGUCAGCCGCAUCGCCCAAGAAGUCGAGGAGCGCCGCUCCGAGCGCUCCAUCCAGUCACGAUCGCAAGAUUCUCAGUCCGCGUCCGGAUCGCAAGAAGGCUCACGGAGCUGGUCGCGACAGCCCAACCCCAACCAGUCCAGGCGGCCUUCGCGCGCAGGCUCGCCGUCGGUGAUUCUCGAGCCCGACGCGUCGGGGUCCACGGCUCUCCAGAACGCCGUGCCCCAGCUUGAAUACUCCGUCCGCUUUGCCGAGGAGGUCAACCGAGCUACGAGCAGUCGCCCGACGUCGCCGUACCUCGACACCACGCAGGCGCAAGCACAGUCCCAACCCCGCCCAUCUGCACCGACGCCCGCCACCGCCGCCGCUGCCCGAGCCGGCAGCCAGAAGCGGAGAACGCAUGCUGCAGCCCAGUCCGACGGUGAGACGCCGUUCCCCCAGAUCCGGGGGGCGCAGCUCGAGAGGUUGUUCUUUUCCGCGCCCGAGCACAACUCUGAGACGUGCACGGUGUGUCAUCGGAGACGGAGACGACGCCCAGCAGACGUAGAGCAGGCCGCGUCGUGGUUGAGAGAGCAGCGGCGGCACCGCGCGAAGGACGAGGAUGAGGACGAGGGCUUUGUCGAGGGUGCCGAGGAUGCGCGAGAUCGGAGAGCAUACGCAGCAAAGGCUGCGAGGGACGGGGAGAGCGGCCGCGUGCCGCCGCAGACCGUGCUCGCGCGGGUACUGCGGGAGCUCGAGGAUGACUUCACGCAUUACAAGAGCAUAUAUGUGGAGCUUGCGGACCAGUACAAGGACAUGGACCCAGUGUCCAACGUCGUCAAGCGAAACGUACUGGCGGACCACUUGCGGGAAGUGAUCGAUAUUCUCGAGCAAAAGGGCAAUCAAAUAGCCUCGUUGUACGACCUGUUGACUUUCAAGGACAAACCCGUCAGUGAGUCUGUCGUUCCCGACAGGGCACAAUCGAGGAAUGUCCCUCGGAAUGCAGGCACAGCGCAAGGACGUGUCCCUAUCCGCCGAUAUCCUAGUUCAUAGCCGUGUUCUUGUUCAUACCCCUCGACUCUUUCGCUAUCUCAUCUUAUAGACUAGCCUUAACGCUGACUUGACUGUCCUCACGGCCUAGCCUCACUGUAUAUCGUCGCAAGCACGCACGUACACUAUGUAUCAUACUGUAGCUUAGCAAGAAUUUAUCGGACG
This is a messenger RNA of Dichomitus squalens LYAD-421 SS1, 3240 nucleotides long. RefSeq lists its product as uncharacterized. Gene Ontology annotation, molecular function: microtubule binding. The record is from RefSeq and is a predicted model, not a curated record. NCBI's taxonomy places the organism in Eukaryota, Fungi, Basidiomycota, Agaricomycetes, Polyporales, Polyporaceae. The coding region runs from base 187 to 3078 and encodes 963 amino acids. The transcript has 6 exons.